This is a messenger RNA of Juglans microcarpa x Juglans regia, 1108 nucleotides long. RefSeq lists its product as uncharacterized. The record is from RefSeq and is a predicted model, not a curated record. Bases 106 to 843 code for a protein of 245 amino acids. NCBI's taxonomy places the organism in Eukaryota, Viridiplantae, Streptophyta, Magnoliopsida, Fagales, Juglandaceae. The transcript is spliced from 6 exons.
UCCCACUCCCACAUCCCCGGUCCGUGUUCUGAAAGGGGCCACCUCGCUGCCAUUUCUGGUCGAGAAUCCCUUCUUCUUGGUUUUCAAGCCAAGAAAUGGAAAUCAAUGGCACUUUUCAGUUUCACGUGGCUGUUACUUCCAUUCGAGUCUACCACUUUUCCUCAACUAUACAUAUUGGCUCCUUCGUUAUGCAUUGGUAUUACAUCUAUAGAAGCAGAGGUGGCUCCAGAUUUCAUUUUCCCAGGAAAAGAAAGCUCAGAAGUUAUAAGAUCCAAAAUGAAUCCACUUGUGAAGGUGAAGGCACAGGAUGAUCAGUUUUCACCCAGAAAUGAUACUGGAUUAUUGCUAUUUUUGAGGACUAUUAACACUCUAUCCAUGCAAGCUGAGGACUAUCAGAGCCAUUCCCCUUCACCUGUUGACAGAAUCACAAAGAUUCAUGUCCCAAACAUCCAAACACAAUCGAGUCCUAUGUCCCAAGGGACAAUGAAGAACAAUGUCAGACAUAUUAGUAAUAGCAAAUCAAAUGUUAGAGCUAAUUCAGUUCUGCGUCCAAGAGCGGUCCUAUCUAGUCCAGAUAAUGAUGGGAUGAUUGGAAGCAUAAACAAACUAAUGGAAGAUAGAUCUUUGGAUCAUAGUAAGAAAGAGAAGAUGCCAUUGCUAGCCCAAAUCAAGACUGUGCAUAAUCAGGUUAAGGCAGCAGUGUCUCUGAACACAAGAAAAGGCUCCAAAGGGGUUUCAGAUAGAGAGAGUGGUAUAAAGCAAAGGAAAUCAGGUCCUGAACCUGUAACACAAAAACAGAAGCCACGUCUCGGAGAAGGAAAAUCGAGCCUCAAUGCAGUAUAAAUCUCGAACCUAUUUGAUUGAAUUGUGCUUGUACUUGGCACGAUUCUGCAGUUUCAGAAACUUCAGCUAUAUAUCCCAAAUGCCUUUUGUUCUCUCCUCUUGAUGUUUGGUUUUCAACUUCUCUUGUGCAAUGUACAUGGCUGAUCUUGGGGAAUAUACGGCUGAUAAACUUGACUUCGAAUUGUACUUUGCCUCAUGAAUCCUAUCUUUAUACGCUAUGAGAUGCUGUAUUAAAGAGAAAUACAAGAAGAAAAAGCAGUAACCA